Molecule: messenger RNA, 843 nt
Organism: Serendipita indica DSM 11827
Lineage: Eukaryota; Fungi; Basidiomycota; Agaricomycetes; Sebacinales; Serendipitaceae
Source: the annotation of a GenBank genome assembly
AUGUCGGAAUCAUUAUUGGACCGCUUCAGAAAAGGAGCUGAAAAGGCCGCGGUCCAGGCGACCGCCUUUGCGCAUACAUCUGCCAACAAGCUGGCCAGCGAGUCAAAGGGAUUCGCACAGGGCUUUAGUCUACCAGGAGAAGCAGAAAAGGCUGCGAAUAUCCUCGAAAGUUUUCUCGCGAACCCAGACGAUCCGCAAUCCGCACUCAACGCAGUUCCAAAGGCUGUUUUGCAGCGAGCGCGAGGUCUCGCCGUGUUCCAGGUCAUUAAAGCUGGCUUCAUCUUCUCUGGCAAAGCUGGCUCUGGGCUCGUCAUUGCCCGUCUCCCAGAUGGAUCCUGGUCCGCACCGUCUUGUAUCGCUACUGGAGGUAUAGGAUGGGGCCUGCAAGCAGGAGCGGACGUUACCGACUUUGUUAUUGUACUCAACUCUGAGGAUGCUGUCCGUGCAUUCUCGAUUGGUGGUAAUGUCACCAUUGGUGGAAACGUCAGUGCGUCCGCGGGCCCAAUUGGAACAGGAGGCAGCGUUCUUGCCAGUCUGGCCCAUCCCGCCCCCAUGUUCUCGUAUUCCAAGUCCAAGGGUCUCUUUGCCGGUCUCUCCUUGGAAGGGACAGUUCUCAUCGAACGAAAGGACGCUAAUAGAGACUUUUACGGAUCGCCGGUACCGGCAAAGGAUAUUCUCACCGGGAGGGUACCGCCACCAGAGGUUGCAAGUCGCAUGUACGAAAUCAUCGAGGCUGCAGAAGGUUUAGACGAGACAGGUCUCCCCGCAGAAGCGUACAUCCCCGAGGGAGGUGCAGCGCCAGCGGCUCCUGGUGGCCAAACGGUAUUUGAUGCAGGACACUAG